AGAUUAGUGACUUGAGGUCAGUCUUACACCAGGAGCCAAACAUGACGCAGCAAAUAUUGCACCGAGUACUCGCAAGAGUCGUAAAAAAGCUGCAGUUGCCACGUGCAGAUAUAUCCAUCAAGAAUUUGACGAGUGGCGGCGCCAACAUAACGUCAGCUCUGUACUCCGUCACCAUCACUGCGCCAGACCAUGCCCACUUGAAACUCUUCGCCAAAGUAGCUGAUGUCAAUGUCGACCUCCGUAAGCAGAUGAAUAUAGAAUCACUGUACACGACCGAGCAGAUUGUGUACAAUCACCUGGUCGGAGUAUACCAGAAAGUGCAAGAUAAGUACCACAUCAGCCCGGAGCACAGGUUCGUCUUCCCCAAGUUCUAUGGAGGCGAAGACACGCUGGGACAAGAGACGGUCGUGAUGGAAGACAUGACGUCGAGCGGCUACGCCCCAUACAGCCGGUUCGAGAGUAUUGAUUGGGAGCACGCAGCUGUAGCAGUGGAGGACUUAGCCAGACUGCAUGCGUUAUCCUUUGCGUACAAAAAGGAAGAUCCGGGUAACUUUGCCAUGGACACGAAAAGAUUAAGAUUUGCGAGGGAUAAGAUGGACUUUUCAGGCAUGAAGAAGACAUGGCGUCAGAUAGGUGAAUCCGCUAUGGAGGUAGUGAAAGAAGAACACAGGAACAAACUAUCAAAGAUAAUAGAUGACCGUUCGACACAAGAGGUGUUCUUCAGAUUCAGAGCACCUCUGAGCACGGUAGUUCUGUGUCAUGGUGACUACAGAGUCAGCAACCUGCUGUUCAGGCGCGUGGUGCCCCCGUCGGAAGGUGUUAGAGCACAUAUAGACGAUCGAACUGAACCGUCACCGUUUCGUCAAUUUGGGUCGCCGGUCCGGUCGCAUUCGCAUCCAUUGAAAAUGUGCGGUGGAUCGUGCGCCACACGAUCGAAUAUGGUUCGGAGCGCACCAAGUUCGUGGUCCGGCCCGAACCGAGUUCGAUCGUCUAAUGGCCGCCUUCAGCAGGUAGUGGUGGACUACCAGACCGUGCACAGCGGCUGUCCAGUCACAGACCUGCUGUACCUGGAAUUCUUGGGUACAGACCAGGCAUUCCGCAACAAGUACCAUGAUCGCCUCUACGACUACUACUUCUCCGAACUCACUAAGGCUUUGGACCGGUACGAAAUUGACAUAAACAAGGUGUACCCCAGGGCAACGUUUGAAAAAGAAAUUAAGGAGAUGUACAGCGUAGCCUUGACUAUCGCGAUGGUGGUGCUGCCGCUGGUGCUGGUUGACACAGAUCGCGCCCCCCUCAUGAGCAAGAUCGAAGGAGUCAGUGACUUCGCCAUCAAGCCCUCCCAGCUGUUCGCUACCCGGUUCAGGGAACUUGUGAGCGACUGCAUCGAGUGGGGAGGUCUAUAACAAUAUUUGUAGAUAAUUUAUAU
Molecule: messenger RNA, 1429 nt
Organism: Spodoptera litura
Lineage: Eukaryota; Metazoa; Arthropoda; Insecta; Lepidoptera; Noctuidae
Product: putative kinase-like protein D1044.1
Source: RefSeq, a predicted model, not a curated record